Messenger RNA from Fonsecaea multimorphosa CBS 102226, 1929 nucleotides. RefSeq lists its product as uncharacterized. Bases 1 to 1929 code for a protein of 642 amino acids. The record is from RefSeq and is a predicted model, not a curated record. The transcript is spliced from 4 exons. Lineage: Eukaryota; Fungi; Ascomycota; Eurotiomycetes; Chaetothyriales; Herpotrichiellaceae.
AUGAUGCUUAUUGCUCCUACAGACGUGCUCGUGCCCGACAACGCGGGAGCCGGUCUCGUCAAAUGGCAAUAUCAGCGUCGAACCCUGGUGCAAUACGCCUGCCUGUUCGCAGCAGGCCUCACGUCUUUCUACAAGUUCCAGUCGCCUGCUCUGCGAGCCGCUGGUCUGGGACUGCUGUUCCCGGGGGCUGGUCUCGUUGCCGUCUGCACUGUCCCUUCGAUUCUAUCAUUCGUGGUCUCCUGUGCUCUGAUCCCGUUGGUGCUCUUUGCCUGGUUUGGGAUGGGUGGAUUGGUUUUCCCCAUUGUGCUCUGGGUAGGCACCGCCGCUCUUUCAGCAGCGCUGGCCAAAGAAUCCGUCCUGGAACUCGCCGGUCCGUUGAUGUCGGCAGUAUGCAUCGGCGGGAUCGUCUAUAUUGCAUACUCGUGCCAGCGGGCGAAUGCUGAGAAGCGGAUGAAGCGAGCGACCCGCAACAACUAUCUCGUAGAGGAAGUCCAGAAGAAUCAAACACAGGCGGCCGCGGCGCCCGAGCCAGGUACGCGCGAAGUCGACGAGCAGACUCUCCGCUUCGUGCAAUGGUACUUGGAGCUCGGCCUGACGCCCAAGGACGAUUUCUCCUACCACGAUGUGAUCGACCAGUUUCAGACGUCGGCCAUUCGGUAUCAGCUGUACGAGGCUGUCAAUUGCCUGGGACUCUAUCAGAAUGUAUACUGCCCCAAUUUCCACGGCUAUUUGUCCCAGGCACAACGCAAUGCCAUCGAGAAGAGCUUCACGAAGAAGGUAAUGGAAUUCUGGAAGUGGGAGUCCAUGGCCGGCAAAUUCAACGCCCACGACUGGGAUCCAUGCAAGAAGGACAACAUCAUGGUGACGGGGUACAUUCUUCAAGCCGUCGGCAUUUAUCAAUCCAACACGGGCGACGACCGGUACACCAGGCCCGGCAGCAUGACCUUCGAGAUCACAGAUUCGCUCAAGUUCCCCUACGAUGUCAAGGGCAUCGCCGAUGCCGUCUACAGAAACAUGAACGAGGCGGCGUACUGUCUCUAUCCCUGCGAGCCGAACUGGCUUUACACCCCCUGCAACCUCGUUGGCAUCGGCGGCAUUACUCUCACCGACCGUCUCCUGGGAAACAAGUACGGCGAGGAACUACGAGGGCGAUUUGAGCAUGCCCUCGAGACCGAGUUCAGCGACCCUGACGGGACCAUCCUGCCGAUCCGCAGCGAACUCACAGGUUUCACAAUCCCUGGUCUCGCAGGAGCCAUGUCCGACAUGGUAAACUCGCUCCUCUGCGCCUCGUACCUUCCUCACAUUGCACACCGAAACUGGGCAUUUGCCAAGAGAGAAACGCUGCAGUACAACGAAAAGGGCCGGCUCGAGGUGCGCAACUUGAUGGGCGCCGACAUGCUGGAUGCGGGCAACUACAAGUCGGGCGAGGGCGCGAUCCGCUGCAUCUGCGCGACCGCGGCGGCCGAGUACGGCGACGAGACGCUCCGCCAGGAGCUCUUGCGCCAGGUCGAUGAGGAAUACCACCCGGUGUUCCCGACCAAGACCGCCGCGUUGAAGAACAAGGGCCUCAGCACACUCUGGCAGGGCACCACGCUGCGGGCCAGGCUGGGCCGAUUCCAGGACUGGACCAAGAUGAUCCAGCGCGGUCCUCCCCAGCACAUCUUGCAGGCUCCCAUCCUCGAUGAGGUGGCCUUCCCGGACGUCCUGGUUGCCAAGUGUUAUAGCCGGGACGGCGUGAGUGUGGAUCUCGUGCUGUACAAUGGUCGAGAACCUGGGGUGUUUGGUCUCGGCUUCAAGCAGUGUGAGCCCGGGCAGAAAUAUAGCCUGAUGGGGAAAGAGGCGGUCGCUGAGCAGGACGGCACGGUCAAGUUCAGUGUUAGGAUUGAUGGUCGCACAGAGGGAAAGUUGGAGCGUGUGAAGGCAAAUUGA